Molecule: messenger RNA, 2176 nt
Organism: Aplysia californica (California sea hare)
Lineage: Eukaryota; Metazoa; Mollusca; Gastropoda; Aplysiida; Aplysiidae
Product: 2-hydroxyacyl-CoA lyase 2
Exons: 16
Coding region: 97-2004 (635 amino acids)
Biological process (GO): L-valine biosynthetic process
Cellular component (GO): acetolactate synthase complex
Molecular function (GO): flavin adenine dinucleotide binding; thiamine pyrophosphate binding; magnesium ion binding
Source: RefSeq, a predicted model, not a curated record
CAAUGAAGCCGAUCGACGAGACAACUUCUGUCUCGGGACGCUCAUUUACUACAAGCUAUUUAUAUCGUGCAUGUCACAUGACAUUACACAGUCAAAAUGGAGAACUUCGAACGCCUCGGUAGCAACCUGCAAAAAUACGUUUCCCAGUAUGGCGUUCCCACAGGUCUUACCGCUGCAUCCUUGGGAGUGCUGUUUUUUCUGAAGAAAUUUGGAAUACUUUAUCAGCUUUUCCAUAAGGUUGAUACAAACACCAAAAAACAUGGAGGGAUGCUUGUGGCAGAUGUGCUAAAGGCUCACAAUGUCAAGCAGGUGUUUUGCCUUGCCGGUGGCCAUAUCUCUCCCAUCCUCGUGUCGUGCGAGGACAUCGGAGUGCGGGUUGUGGACACCAGACAUGAGGUCACGGCCGUUUUUGCGGCGGAUGCAGUGGCAAGAAUGUCUGGCACCGUUGGUGUGGCUGCAGUUACAGCAGGGCCUGGCUGCACCAAUACCAUCACCGCCGUGAAGAAUGCCCAGAUGGCCGAGUCGCCGGUCCUGUUGAUCGGGGGAGCUGCAGCCACACUGCUUAAAAACCGUGGUGCCCUCCAAGACAUCGACCAGAUGUCGUUGUUCAAGCCACUGUGCAAGUUCUGCGCGUCUGUGACCCGAGUUCGCGACAUCGUCCCCACGCUGAGGAAAGCCCUUCACGCUGCCCAGUCUGGGACCCCCGGCCCUGUGUUCGUGGAGUUUCCCAUCGACGUCUUGUAUCCGUACUCGCUGGUCAAGAAGGAGGUGGGAAUAAAAGAACAAGGCCCGACCAGCCUGGGACAGAAAGUUGUCAACUGGUAUUUGGGGAACCACUUGGCUAACUUGUUCGCCGGAGCGUGGCAGAUCCGAGAUACAUCUCCUAUACCAUUGGACAUCCCUCAAGCCUCGCAGAGUCAGAUUCAGAAGUGCCAAGAGCUGAUUUCGCGGGCGAAGAAGCCGGUCGUCCUGGUGGGCAGUCAGGCCACCCUACCCCCAACACCUGUGGAGGACUUCCGCAAAGCUUUGGAGACGUUGGGCGUUCCUUGCUUCUUGGGUGGAAUGUCUCGCGGAUUGCUCGGUCGCCGCAGCGAGAUCCAAGCCAGACAGCGUAGGCGAGAUGCUCUGAAGGAGGCCGACCUGGUUAUUUUGGCUGGAGCGGUGUGUGACUUUAGGCUGAGCUACGGGCGUGUGUUGUCGAGGAAGAGCAAGAUUGUUUGUGUGAACCGAGACAAGACCCAGCUGUUGAAGAAUUCUGACAUGUUUUGGAAACCGACGUUGGCGGUCCAGUCGGACGUGGCCAGCUUCAUCACGUCGGUGGUGUCCGGCCUCAAGGGCUACAAGUGCGACCCGGAGUGGGUCAGUCUGCUCCGCUCCCGCGAUCAGGAGAAAGAGGAAGCCAAUCUGGCCAAGUGCGAGGAAGUGACGGACGUACACCUGAACCCGCUGAAGGUCCUUCACACCCUGGAGGAUGUCCUCUCCGACGACGCUGUCCUCGUGGCAGAUGGCGGGGACUUUGUGGCCACGGCCGCUUACGUCCUCAGGCCCAGAGGCCCUCUUCGGUGGCUGGACCCUGGUGCGUUUGGAACCCUUGGGGUUGGCGGAGGCUUCGCUCUGGGAGCUAAACUGUGCCGUCCGGAAUCCGAUGUCUGGAUUAUUUAUGGCGACGGUUCUUUGGGCUACAGUCUCAUAGAAUUCGACACUUACACCAGACAUAAGACUCCAAUCUUGGCUCUGGUCGGCAACGAUGCGUCCUGGCAACAGAUUGCUCGUGAGCAGGUGCCCAUGUUUGGCAGUGCGGUGUCUUGUCAACUUGCAUUCUGCGACUACGAAGCUUCAGCGGAAGGCCUCGGAGGCAAAGGCAUGCGCCUGGAUCGCACCAACGAAGACGAGAUUGAAAAGGUGCUGCGCAGCGCGGUGGAAGAGUCUCGCAAGGGCAAGAGCGUGCUCAUCAAUACCCUGAUCGGCAAGACAAACUUCCGCGAUGGCAGCCUGUCUGUGUAGAUUUUGUUAUCUCGGUUGUUGUUUGUUUGUUUGUUUGGCUCCGAUGAUUUUGCUGGGGAUGCUCACUAUUUGAACAGGUGCUUUAUGGAAACUUGUGUGUGUGUGGAUGGUCUUUGCGCCUUUGUAAUUUUCUGAUGGUGCCUGUUAGAAAAAUAUGGGUAUGAAUAUGCGA